Messenger RNA from Kuraishia capsulata CBS 1993, 1845 nucleotides. RefSeq lists its product as uncharacterized. Gene Ontology annotation, molecular function: carbohydrate:proton symporter activity. The coding region runs from base 1 to 1845 and encodes 614 amino acids. Gene Ontology annotation, cellular component: membrane. NCBI's taxonomy places the organism in Eukaryota, Fungi, Ascomycota, Pichiomycetes, Pichiales, Pichiaceae. The transcript has a single exon. Gene Ontology annotation, biological process: transmembrane transport; carbohydrate transport. The record is from RefSeq and is a predicted model, not a curated record.
AUGAUCUCAAGGCGCCAGACGAGGCAGUCCUCGAUCAUGGCAUUUGCCGUGGGUCUGCUGACAGCGGUUGGUGGUUUUUUAUAUGGCUAUGAUACCGGAAUCAUCAACGGCAUGCUUGAAAUGGAUUAUGUCAAGCGAAAUUUUGCGCCGAACGGUAAGAACUUCACGGCGCCAGACACCGCCAUCAUUACAGCAGUUCUGUCUAUUGGGACAUUCGUCGGUGCGUUGUUUGCACCUGUUUUAUCGGACACUAUUGGCCGUCGGCUGACCAUAGUGUAUUCUGCCGGCAUCGUCUUCUCGUUGGGAACCAUUCUCCAGCUUAUUCUCACCAAUAUGGCGUUGCUAUGUGUUGGUCGUUUCGUCAGCGGACUGGGAGUUGGCAUUAUCAGUGCGGUUAUUCCGCUUUACCAGGCUGAGUCGUCUCCCAAAGGUGUUCGUGGUGCCAUUAUCUCGCUCUACCAAUGCGCAAUCACACUGGGGCUUUUGGUUUCCAGUGCCGUUGUCCAAGGAACACAUAAGAUUGACGAUUCGCGUUGUUUCCGCAUCCCCAUAAGUCUCCAGCUCAUAUGGUCAGCUGUGCUGUCCACUGGAGUGUUCUUUUUGCCCGAGUCGCCGCGCUUUUUCGUGAAGAAAGACCGUUUGGACGAUGCCAUUGUGGCACUGUCGCGGUUCCGCAAACUCCCUGUCACGGAUGAAUCAUUGAUCGAAGAACUGAUCGAAAUCAAGGCUUCUCACGAUUAUGAGAUGAGCUUUGGAAAGCCGUCCAUAUUUGAUUGCUUCCGGAGUUCACCCUCGCGGUGUCGCCAAGGUUACAGAAUGUUCACCGGAAUGGCGCUACAGGCUCUUCAGCAGUGUACGGGUAUCAACUUCAUUUUCUACUAUGGUGUGAACUUCUUUGUCCAUGCCAGCGUGCAGAACUCGUACCUAAUCUCGUUUAUCACCUACGCCGUCAACGUCACUUUCACAAUACCAGGAAUCAUUUUUGUGGAGGUUAUCGGUCGAAGAAAACUUAUAAUCUUUGGUGCUGCUGGAAUGACAGUUUCCAACUUCAUCAUCGCAAUUGUUGGCUGUACGACGGAUUCUGUGAUCGCCAAUAAGGUGAUGAUCGCGUUUGUAUGUCUAUUCAUUGCAUUUUUUGCCUCCAGUUGGGGUCCUGUCGUUUGGGUAAUCGUUGGAGAGUCUUACUCGCUUUCGGUCCGUCAAAAGGCAGUGUCUCUGACUGCUGCAACAAACUGGAUUGUCAACUUUGUGUUUGCCUACUCCACUCCAUACUUGGUUGAUGCUGGAAAGCACACUGCCGCACUAGGCACCAAGAUCUUCUUUCUCUGGGGCGCAUGCUGCACAUUAGCUUGUGUUUUCUCGUACUUAUUCGUAUACGAGACGAAAGGCCUGAUGCUCGAAGAGAUCGACGAGAUGUAUCGCGUUUGCCGUAGUGCGGGCAAAUCUGCUGGUUUCAAAUCCACUCUUCAUGAACGGUAUGUGCUAAAUAACCAGGAAGAACAGAGGACAACUGUUAGCAGUUCGACAAACGACAAGCGUUUGGAGUCGAGCAGUUCGACCAACGAUAAACGUUUGGAGCUGAGCCGCACAGUAACAACAGGACUCUACGAACGGUCUCAUCAUGGAGGCAAUUUCCAGCUUAAUGUCGUGACUGGCACCCCGCCUUCGAUUGAUUCGAACUCCGACGAUGAUGAGCUAAUGGACGUCGUGGAUGGCCACGGCGUUAAUGCUUAUAAUUAUACGAAUGAGCAGGACUUGAUGGAGUUUAUCCAGGGUUUGCAUUUGGAUAACAGGUUUCAAUUUGAGAGAUCUGGAGACUCCGAAGGACCUGAGAGGCCCGAAUGA